This is a messenger RNA of Linderina pennispora, 1434 nucleotides long. RefSeq lists its product as uncharacterized. Bases 1 to 1347 code for a protein of 448 amino acids. NCBI's taxonomy places the organism in Eukaryota, Fungi, Kickxellomycota, Kickxellomycetes, Kickxellales, Kickxellaceae. The record is from RefSeq and is a predicted model, not a curated record. The transcript is spliced from 2 exons. Gene Ontology annotation, molecular function: chitin synthase activity. Gene Ontology annotation, cellular component: cell periphery; cell septum.
AUGGUCGACGCCGAUACCGAGGUGUACCCAGACUCGCUGACUCGGCUGGUUGCCUGCAUGGUGCACGACGCCAAGGUCAUCGGCAUCUGUGGCGAGACGCAGCUGACAAACGAGGACUUUUCGUGGACAACCAUGAUCCAGGUCUACGAGUACUUCAUUUCGCACCACAUGGCCAAGGCGUUCGAGUCGCUAUUUGGCUCGGUCACCUGCCUUCCUGGCUGCUUCUGCAUGUACCGUCUGCGCACGCAGCGGGGAUCCCCGCUUAUCAUCUCCAAGAACGUCAUCGACGACUACGCCGAAAACCACGUCGACACGCUGCACAAAAAGAACCUGCUGUCGCUUGGCGAGGAUCGGUACCUGACCACCCUGAUGAUGAAGUACUUCCCGCAGUACAAGAUGACGUUCACCGCCGAUGCAAAGUGCAAGACCACAGCCCCAGACACGUGGUCGGUGCUUCUUUCGCAGCGCCGUCGCUGGAUUAACUCGACAGUGCACAACCUGGUUGAGCUCGUGUUCCUGCCUGAAAUGUGCGGCUUCUGCUGCUUCUCGAUGCGGUUUGUCGUGUUCAUCGAUCUGUUUGGUACGCUGACCAUGCCCUGCACGCUGUUCUACCUUGCGUAUCUGAUCUACGUCGGCGUGUCGAAGAUCAGCGACAUCGGCUACAUCUCGCUUGUCCUCAUUGGCGCCAUCUACGGCCUGCAGGCCGUCAUCUUCAUCUUGAAGCGUCAGUGGCAGCACAUUGGCUGGAUGAUCAUCUAUCUGUUUGCCUACCCGCUGUGGUCGUUCUUCAUCCCAGUCUACGCCUUCUGGCACAUGGACGACUUUUCCUGGGGCAACACACGCAUUGUCGUUGGCGAGGACGGAAAGCGCCAGAUCUUUGUCAAGGACGAAGAGCCAUUUGACCCAAGCGAGAUACCGAUGAAAACCUGGGCCGAAUAUGAGAUGAGACCCGUCAGCCGCUUCACCCAAGUCACCGGGCUGGGCGGACAGACGGCGAUGGACAAGGCGCAGUCGGUGAUGGGCCAGAGCUUUGAGAACCAGACCAUUCAGAUGCAGAUGCCUCGACUUGGCACGCCCGUGCAGUACUCGUACUACAGUAGCAGUAUGCCCUCGCCACAGCAGGCCGCAACAUCCAACCACAAUCUGCUGCAGAUGUCGGGCUCGCAGAUGCCGUCUGACGAAGCCAUUGCUGCCACCAUCUCCAACAUCCUCGACAACUCGGACCUGUCUACCAUCACUAUGAAGCAGGUGCGCGACGAGCUGUCGCGGAUCUUUGGCGUUGACCUGUCGUCACGCCGCGAAUUCAUCCAGUCGACAAUCCAGUCCAUGAUCCAGAGCCGGGUGUAGAUGCUGGGUGGGCGCGCGUUUUUCACUUGCACACAUUUUCCUUUCAUACAUUAAACACUCUUCAUUGCUCAUAAUCCACAUAUCGCC